Messenger RNA from Adineta ricciae, 1083 nucleotides. The record is from the annotation of a GenBank genome assembly. NCBI's taxonomy places the organism in Eukaryota, Metazoa, Rotifera, Eurotatoria, Adinetida, Adinetidae.
AUGAUUAAUAUCGAUGGAUCGUAUCUCGAGGGUGGUGGUCAAAUAUUGCGUAAUGCCACAACAUUGAGUGUUAUUUUAAAUAUUCCUGUUCAUGUGACAAACAUCCGAGCGGGUCGAUCUCAAGAUGGAUUACGGCCUCAGCAUCUGACUAGUAUUCAAUUAUUGACGGAAUUUUCCGAAGCAACACUCGAUCGGGCAACGAUUGGUACAACAGAUAUUCAAUUCACACCAAAAACGAUCAAAAAUGGCAACUAUACUGGUGAUACAAAAACAGCUGGAAGUGUCUGUUUAAUGAUGCAAACUGCUCUUCCUUGUUUACUUUUUGCUAAUGGACCUUCAGAAUUGAAAUUGAUCGGAGGAACAAAUGUUGAUUUUGCUCCAGAUAUUGAUUACUAUGAAAUGAUUUUUCGACCAGUAGCUAAACGGUUUAAUUUCAAUUUCAAUUUGAACAUUGUUCGAAGAGGUUACUAUCCGAAAGGUGGAGGUGAUGUUCGCAUUACGAUCGAUCCAGUCGAGCAGUUAAAUGCCGUUGAUCUAACAGAAUUUGGACAAAUUAAACGAUUUUUCGGUCGGUCUUUUGUUGCUGGUAGUCUUUGUUUACAGGUUGCUGAGGAACUUGCUGAAGCCAGUAGAAAGUUGAUACGCCAACAUUAUACCGAAGAGCUUCCAAUAGAAAUUGAAGUUGUUAAGGAGCCGGAUCAAAUAGCUACUGGAACAGCAAACGGUAUUAUAAUAGCAGCAGAAACGACUACAGGUUGUCUGUUAGCAGCGAAUGUAUUAGGUAAACGUGAAAAAUCAGCAUCUGAUGUUGCAAUACAAGCGACUGAGCAAUUAUUGAAAGAUUUAUCAUGCGAAGCAUGUGUUGAUCGAUAUUUAGAGGAUCAAUUAAUUCUAUUGAUGGCACUGGCAAAAGGACGUUCGAGAAUUCGAUGUGGACCCUUAUCUGAUCGUACCAAAACAGCAAUUUACGUAGUCGAACAUCUAACAAAUGUAAAAUUCCAAGUUACAGACGAGAAUUUACCUGCUUCUCGCGGUACUAUUCUGAUUGAAUGUGAAGGUCUUGGUUAUCAACGACGGCAUUGA